UCAAUAGGACAAGUAUUGUUAGCAGAACACAAGAAAACUCAUGAAGAAGUUGCCAUCAAGCGUAUGGAAUGGGCUUCUUUCGACGAUGCUAACCUUCAUUUAAACGAAGCUCAAAAGUUGCGAGAUUUAAAUCACAAGAAUAUUAUGAAAUACCUCAAGGUAUUCUUGAACAAGUAUAGUACAGACACUCACUUUGUUUGUCUGUGUAUAGAGUACUGCCCUGGAGGAGAUUUACAACAAUUCAUUUCGAGUACAUGCAAGAAGGGAAAAAUAGCAGAGAAGGAUAUUCUCAGCUAUGCAGAACAAAUAGCAGCAGGUCUUCAAUAUUUACACGAGCACAAUAUUAUUCACAGAGAUUUGAAACCUCAGAAUAUUUUAAUUGCUGCAGAUGGUACACUUAAAAUUGGAGAUUUUGGAAUUAGUAGACAAUUGGGAACUCAAUCUAUGGCCAAUACUCAAUGUGGUACUAUUCAAUAUAUGAGCUAUGAAAUGCUUAACAUGGCACCUUAUGAUCAAGCAACUGACAUGUACUCAUUUGGAGUGUAA
Molecule: messenger RNA, 546 nt
Organism: Naegleria gruberi
Lineage: Eukaryota; Heterolobosea; Eutetramitea; Acrasida; Naegleriidae
Exons: 2
Biological process (GO): protein autophosphorylation; autophagosome organization; autophagy
Cellular component (GO): autophagosome; cytoplasm
Molecular function (GO): protein serine/threonine kinase activity; ATP binding
Source: RefSeq, a predicted model, not a curated record